This is a messenger RNA of Venustampulla echinocandica, 987 nucleotides long. RefSeq lists its product as uncharacterized. The record is from RefSeq and is a predicted model, not a curated record. Gene Ontology annotation, biological process: transmembrane transport. The transcript is spliced from 5 exons. The coding region runs from base 1 to 987 and encodes 328 amino acids. NCBI's taxonomy places the organism in Eukaryota, Fungi, Ascomycota, Leotiomycetes, Helotiales, Pleuroascaceae.
AUGGCUGCCACUGGGAAUGACGCCCUCAAGCCGAAAUAUGGACCGAAGGUAUUACAGAUGCGCGAGAUGAUCGCCCAGCCUGUCUUUGCGGCCUUUUGCGCCGGGGGUGUUGCCGGAGCGGUUUCUCGGACAGUGGUCUCCCCGCUUGAGAGGCUAAAGAUUCUUUUCCAAAUACAAAGUGCUGGGAGGGAGGAAUAUAAGCUUUCCGUCGGCAAAGGUCUGGCGAAAAUGUGGAGGGACGAGGGAUGGCGAGGGUUCAUGAGGGGAAAUGGCACAAACUGCAUCCGCAUAGUGCCGUAUUCCGCAGUACAGUUUGGAAGUUACAACUUCUACAAGAAAUUCUUCGAAACCUCGCCAGGGUCAGAUCUAAGCUCCCUCAGGCGGUUAAUUUGCGGUGGUGCCGCUGGUAUUACCUCUGUCUUCUUCACCUAUCCUCUCGAUAUCGUCCGGACCAGGUUAUCCAUCCAAUCUGCCUCCUUUGCAGCACUUAGUCAUGCACAAAGAGCAAAAUUACCGGGAAUGUGGCAGACACUAGUUAUUAUGUACAAAACGGAGGGUGGAGUACUCGCACUAUACAGAGGCAUAAUUCCCACCGUGGCUGGCGUAGCGCCCUACGUCGGCCUAAAUUUUAUGACUUAUGAGCUUGUUCGAAAAUAUCUUACACCCGAAGGGGACAAGAACCCAAACGCGGGGCGCAAACUCGCUGCCGGCGCAAUAUCCGGAGCGGUUGCACAAACGUGCACAUAUCCCUUUGAUGUCCUGCGACGUCGCUUUCAAAUCAAUACCAUGUCAGGAAUGGGCUACCAGUAUAAGUCUAUAUUCGACGCCGUCAAGAUGAUUCUUGCCCAAGACGGUAUCAGAGGCAUGUACAAAGGCAUAGUGCCCAACCUUCUCAAGGUAGCCCCGAGUAUGGCGAGCAGCUGGCUUAGUUUUGAGAUGACCCGCGAUUUCUUACUCACUCUGGGGUCUGACGCGCCGGAUCUAUAA